This is a messenger RNA of Caretta caretta (loggerhead turtle), 2992 nucleotides long. It is a transcript of the gene RPUSD3, whose product is annotated as RNA pseudouridine synthase D3. NCBI's taxonomy places the organism in Eukaryota, Metazoa, Chordata, Testudines, Cheloniidae. The record is from RefSeq and is a predicted model, not a curated record. Gene Ontology annotation, biological process: pseudouridine synthesis. Gene Ontology annotation, molecular function: pseudouridine synthase activity; RNA binding.
UCCGUCUCUCCAGCCCCCGCCCGGCACCGCGCACGCGCUAAAUGGCGGCGCCCCGAUUCCUUCUCUGCGCGGGGGGGGGGCCCCGCGCGGCCUGCAGCGCCCGGGCCUGGUACCAGCAGCCCCUGAGGCCGGGGGGCCCUGGGAGGCAGGCGGCCGGUGGCCCGGGCAGAGGCAGCAUCGUGGGGCAAGCCGGGGGGCCGUGGAGCCGGCAGGAGGCGCUGGGGCUGCUGGAGGCAGCGGUUGUGUACCGGGAAGGGCCACUGGUGGCCAUCAGCAAGCCCCCGGGCCUGGCUGUGACCGGCAGUCCAGGGCAGCUGAGUGUGAUUUCGCUGCUCCCAGAUCUGAGCCAGAGGCUGAGCCUUCCCCAUGAGCUCCACGUGGUCAAAGCAGCCGGGAAGGACAGCUCUGGCCUCGUGCUUCUCUCCGGCUGCCCUGGCACCACGCGGCAGCUCCAUGCAUUCUUCACGCAGCUCCGGAGAGCAGGGCGCCCCCCCGCCACUUACCGUGCUGUCACAGCCGGGGUCCCAGCUGCCGUGGAGGGGGAAAUCCACACAGGAUUGAAGCUGGAGCAGGUUGGGGACCUGCAGCUGGUGGUGCCGGUGGCUGGCCCGUCCCGCCGCAGCGUGGAGAGGAAGGAGGUGAAGCAAACCCUGACCCACUACAGGGUGCUGGGCACGGCUCCGGGCUGCAGCCUGGUGCAGCUCCAGCCCAUGACAGCCUUUCCCAGCCAGCUCCUGGUGCACCUGACGCUGCUGCUGUGUCCUGCGCUGGGCGACCACGUGUACUCUGCCCGUGUGGGCAGAGUCCUGGGGGAGCCCUUCCUGCUGCCUGCGGGGAGCGCUGUGCCCCACACACAGGUCCUGGGCGAGCAGCUGCUCCGCAGGCUGCGCCUCACUCAGGAGCUGCUGCAUCGCCUGCCACUGCAUCUCCACCUGUACCAGCUGCUCCUCCCGACAGCUAGUCUCACCGCGCCGCCCCCACCCUUCUUCCUCCAGACGCUCCGUCUGCUGGGACUCCCUGGGAGCCAGAGUGUGCCGUGAUGGGGCGCGCCCUGGCCCAAAUGGCCACUGAACAAGAGGCGGGCCCAGCUCUGUGGGGGAGAGGGCGUUUCCCAACCGGGAAAGGAGCAGAACUCACCCCGGGGAUGCUGCUAGGCUCGGGUCUCCUCUGCAUCCCCGCCGGUGGGACUCCCCGCAGGGAUGGUCUCUUGGAAGGCCGAAUAGCCGUGAACAUGCACCCUUCCCCCUCUUCCUGGAAGGCUCUGUGCAGGACGCUGCUCCGGACUCCUCCCUCUCGGUGGGGGGGCGCAGCAGGACAGCCCCCCGGUGCCCCAGCUAGUCUGUGCGCUGGGCUCUGUGCCACCAACAGGCUGGUUCUCGGGUUUAGCCGCUCUGAUCUUUAUAUGACCAAACAGUGGCGUGCUGGCAGGGGUGUGGGGGGCACUGAUCCUUCUGCCUCUCGGGACCUUUCCUGCUUUUCUCCUGGUUACCAUAUCCCAGACUUGCCAAACGGUGGGUUGGGGUCUUGUCUCGUAGCUCCCUCUGGCUCUGUCAGCCACACCUGUGCAGGGGCCUUUGGCCUCCCUGGCCCACCCCCCGUCCCACUCUGUCUCCUUGCUGAGCUGCCUGUGUCAUGGGUGAUCAGGGUCGGGUGCUCCCCAGCGGCUGGGAUUGGCAGCCCCUCCUUGGAGGAAGGACCCUCACGGCUGCCCCCCAUCUGCAACUCACACCAAACCAGUGUGUCCCCAGCCACGCCCCUGCGGUUCCCUGCUGCUAGGGGGGCUGGGCUUACUAGUCAGCUGGCUGAGCAGAGCGGUGCCUCUGGGGCGCUCCCUGCAGCGAGCUUGGGGCUGGCCCGGCUGGGUACGGGCACAGCAUAGCCCAUCUCCCGCUGGCGCUCCACGCAGCGACAGCACCUCACCCCACGCUCUGCGGAGGGGUGUCUUCGAGCAGCUUUAACGCCCUGCGUGUGUCGGCAACAGCUCCUGGGUGGGCGGGGCGACAGCCCGGAGGGAAGGCUCUCUGAGGUGCAGGCCCCCAUCAGCCCCAGACCAGCAGGUUUCACAGGGGGAGAUGGCAGCAGUGAGCAUGUCCCAGAAGCCCUUGCACUGGCUGCCACUAGAAAUAAGCUGUUGCAAGGAGCUGCCAGCCUGCGAAGGAGUCGUGAGCAGUCGCAGUUAAUUUCCCCCUGCUUAUGUGUGAGGCUGUCCUGUGGGGCAGGGGUGGGGGGGUGCAGCAGUAACCCCUCCCAGGCCCACUUCAGCUCAACCUGCAGGGGAGCAGGGCCCAGCUUCCAGGUGAACCCUGACGGGCUGCUGGAGGCCAUGGCCCUGCAGGCCUCUUCCUGGCCAGAGAGCAGAAGCCACUUGGAGAGGCAGCUUCUCUGGCCCUGCCUGUGAGCAUGGCCUUCAAGGGCUUCUCCCAAGAGGGCAGACCCCCUUGUGCCAUGUUCAUGGCCACAGUGUCCUGCUGCUGGAGGCAUUAGAGCAACAGGGCCAGUACAUUAGAACUAGGGUAUUUUCUGUGUUUUAAACGUGUACAUGCCUAGACUGCAUCCAAACCACGGCCAAUCCUCCCAGGCAAGGGCAAAUGCAGCUGUCGGGGGGCUCUGGUUUUCUGGUGUAUGCACUCCCAGUGUACCUCCUGGGGAGAUUUGGGGGAAUCCAUGUACAAAACAUGAUCAUUGGACAGCUCUGUGUAGGUGGAGUUUGCCCUUGGCUGUCAGGGUGCCCCUUCCAGCCCAGGGAGAAGGGGGGCAGUGGUACUCCCAGGGACGGCUCUGCUAGAACAACAGGUACGCUAAGGAGGGUGUCUGCGCUGGGAACAGUCUGCAAGGAGUGGCUUGGAGCAGUUGAAUAUCCUCAGAAGCAGCUGAGGAGCCAGGUGUUGGAGGUGGGGUUUAUAAACACUGAGGGGCUCGCAGGCAGGGCUGCCUGUUCUGGUUACAUGUAUUCAUCACAUGACAGAAUCUUUAAUUAAAGCUUCAUCUUUAA